GGCUUCGUCCGGACUGCGCCUCCGUCGUUUGAUCCGGAAUCACGCGCGCCAAAUCUUCGCGAUCAAGCGAGGACGUCUGGACGCGCCGGCGGCGUGUCGCUCUCAACGACGAGGACACCGCUAGAUCACCAAGGGUGCGGAGGGGGGGGGGUGAUCCACGCGGGCGGACAAGAGGGAGGGAGACAGAGACAGAGACAAAGAGGAAGAAAGCUACGGCGUCGGGUUCCGCGGUGGCGACUAUGCGCGUCAUCGAUCGCGCGCGCCUCCGCGAUCGGCCGGAGAUGUGAUACCGGAAGUAGGCCAGGCAGGGUUGACCUGCGUGGGCGUGCAGGUACGGGUGCGUGCGUGCGUGCGUGCCGUGCAUAGGCCGCAGGUGUGCCGCGUGGUGGGCCUGCCGGGGGGCCAGUAGCAGUCGUAGAGAUGAGCGUCGUCGCGCCAACCUGCACGUCGCCGACGUAUCCGACGUCGGGGACUAACCCCUGGUGCAGUACCACUGCCCCUAUACGGCUGCUCUGCGUCGUCCUGGUCUCCUCCUGGAUUAUCCUCGAUCAGCCGGUACUGGGUCUACCGGAUCCGUCGGAGCUGACGACGCCGGAAGAUCUAUCGGGUAGAGGUAAGCAAAAAUUUGGCGACGAUUGUCUGAAGGACAGAGAAUGCGGCUUUGGUGGCUCCUAUUGUGAACCGAAGAAGAAAAUAUGCGCUUGUAAAGAAGAAUUCGAGGUCACGAACCAUAUCGAUAAGUGCGGACACGCGGCAAAUGUGAACGAGUCCUGCUUCUUCCACGAACAAUGCGAAGCACGGGUACUUCAAACGGAAUGUCGCGAUGGUCGAUGUAUCUGCCUCUUCGAGAAGAUCCCGAUGACGCAGGCGGAUGGUGUAAUAACGUGCGUAGCCGAAGUCAAAGAGCCACCCAGCCUCCGGUACAUCGAUCCCGCGAUGAUCGGCGUUCUCGUUGGCAUGGCACUGAUGUUCGUCAUCAUUUGUGUCGUUCUUAGGCUCUUCAGCAAGGCCCGCUGGCGAGAGAACCGUACUAUCUUUAAUACACCCAACGCACGACUGAUGAACGUUUCGCUGCUGAGAGAGAACAAACUCUUGCACGCGGAGAGACGUGGCUCGAGGGCGAGCGUACGAGCUCCGUCGAGGCAACCCUCGAUGGUGUCCUUGAGGGCCCACUCGCCGAACGCCUCGCAAGGUGCGAAAUACUCUCACCACUCACAGCACAGAAUGAGCCGGUCACGCACAGGAUCGCGACGUGGGAGCCACAACAGCAGCGGGAACGGUUCGGGCACCCCGGUGAAAUCUCCGAAUCAUACGAACAACAUCGCCGACCCGGUUCCGGAGAGCGUCACCGUCGAGAUUCUCGACGGGAAGGCAUAAGAUAGGACCGUCCUAGCACUAACGAUCCGAUCGACAACACACACACGUUUCCCCCGUUUAUCAUUAGUCUCACAUAGAUUAACGCGCGGCGUUCUCUACAUUGCAUACAUCGCCGUCCGUAAAAAAAAAUAUAUAUAUAUAUCUUUAACCCGCGUAUAAAUUGGCCCGCUCGGUCUUCAUCACGUUUCCGUUCGGUGGCUGAAAAGUAGGAAUAAAAAUUUAUAACGUUCGAUAAUGCAAAAUAUCAUUGGUAAAUACUUCGCCUACAUAAGUUGCGACGAAAUAUCGACGACUCGUGCCCGACGACGUCGAAAUCUCGACGAGGUCGGGGUAUAAAUUAUCAGUAAUUGGGAUUGCCUAAGUACUUAUCGUCGCUGCUUUAACAGUAGCAGAAGGAACAUCCGAUAGAUUAAUUGCGAUGAGUCUUCGCAGCGUGUCUCUCUUUUGAUAUAAUUCAAUAUUCCUCUAUCUAAUAGAUUCGAUUUAAAAGAGAACACAAUUGAAUAACAAUCAUCAGAGAACAUUAAUUUUUUAAAAUUAAUUAUCUUAUUUGAUAGAAUAUUAAAUCAAAAAGUCACUUCAAAGAUAGAAAAGAAACAUAGCUCAUUAUAAGAUACACGUAAACUGUCCGUAACGGAACGCCUAUUAUGUUGUUCUUAGCAAUAGCAUUUGUGACUAAAACUGAACGAUUAGCGAUCUACAUCUACAGUAUAACUACAUCAGGUAGUGAAUUAGUUGUUUGUAUUGGUUUGGCAGAAUGUUAACGAGCCGUUUUGAGAACAGAGACUUGUUUAACAAAAAAAGCGAUUUGGUAUGCGCAAUUUAAUACGCGUAAGUUGCGAAAUAUCGUAAACGAUAUUUCAGGAGAGAUUCUAUUUGGGGGGGAAAAAAACAUGAUUAAAGUUGAAAGAGAGAUGGAAAUCAUCAUAUCUCUUUAUACUGUGGCGACGUAAUUCUGUUGUUCAUCCGUCUAUCGAUGCAAUUUCUCAUCCCUUCGCUCCGUGGUAAUCCGUUUCAAUCGUUUCAGAAAAAUUAAUGCGCGUUAUUAUAAUCGCGGUGACGGACAAUUAAUUAUCGAGACACACUUGUAACGCGAGCACCUUUCGGACCAAGCGGUCUCCGCACCGCGCUUGAUCGUUCUGUUUUAACGGGAAUGCAUAUAAUGUACAUAUGUGACACGUAAUUGAUACUACCGUAUGGCAAUCUGUAUAUCAAUAGAGAACGCAAUAUGCACGCUCGCGGAAUAUCCCACGGGAUACAUCGAGAGGAAAUAUAUGCGGUGAUACAACACGGUCCGUUAUGCUGAGAAUAGCGAUUGCAUCUGACUGUAAAUCGUCGGUCCAUGUACAGGAGCUAAUUCUCGUUACUAUUAAGAAAAAAGUAUAAGUGACAAGAAUGAUACAAUAAUGAUAAUUUUCUUCGACCAGUUGCUAACUCGAACUCACAGUAUAGCUUACAUUAGAAAUUGAAGCGAGGACAAGUCAUUCACAGUGUCGAUGCGAUGAUCGAUACGAUCAGACGCGUAUGCCUUUUCCCUGAAAGUUUCUUUUUUUUUUUUCGGUGUGUGUGUGAGAGAGACGCCGCGGGAUCGAGACGUGGCAGGACGACAAUCGCAAGAUCGAUUAGUCCUUCACAUCGAAAGCGAAACGCUGCGGCUCGAUUGGCUCGCGACAAGCCAACGCGAAAGGGACCAGAGGAGAUAGCACGUCGCACGUUUUCGUCGGUGCAAAAUUGAAAGUGAGAUGCGUUGCCGGAUUCGGUAAGCGGUGCCACGCGGCGGUGAUUAAGAGUGCAUCUGACGAAUAUUAAGCUUACAAUCAUAAGCGUAGCAUUGAAUGAUAAUCGCAUCAAUUAAACGUAAUCAGAGCAUGAGUAGACGACAUUUCCUUGAGGUGCGUACAGAUUUCACGUAGAAUGAAAAAAAAGAUAGUAUGCUUAUGAAUUAAAAAAAUUCCUUUAGAAACGUUUCUUUUAAAGUUUGUUUUUUUUUCUUGUCUAUAUUGGAGUGUUUAUUAUAAUAUUUACAUUAAAUAUUGGCAAACAAAAUUGAAAUAUAUUAGAGAAUUUGGAGAAAAAAAAGAAAUAGAGAGGAAAGAACAAAAAGAGAGUUUCUUUUAAAUAAAUAUAUAUUGUAUUACAGAUAUAUACUUAGAAAAAAUCGAAGAAUUGCAAAAUUUAGAAAGCUCUAAGAAAUUUUAGAGAAACUUUAUUCAAAUAAAAAUGUUUUGUUUCUUUUAAAAAGUUUUCAUUUUACAACAAGAUCGAUAAAAAUCUGUGUGAAACACUACGCGUGUUUCUAUCGAAUUAAACGGGCAAAGGAACUUCGUAGAAUGACCAAUAGACACGUAUAUUUGUAGGUCAUUUCAUAUAAUAGUAUGUAUUGCGAUUAGCAUUGAGAUUCGCAAUAUUCACGCGAUUGAAUUUCUUCUCGCAGCCAAACUUAUCGCUAACGCGUCGAGCUCGCGAGUAAUUAAAUUUACGAAUAUUUGAAGUCCAAUUUUCAUGUUCGUGUAUUGAUAAAUUUGAUUUAUUGAACACGCAGGUGGAAAUGUUCGUCGAGCUCGAUGUUGAUGCAACACUGGCAACUAGCACUCGAAAAUUUAUGCUUUUCUCCUCAUUAUCGAGAUUAAGCAAGAGAAAGAGAGGUAAAAUUAAAAAAAAAAAAGAAAUAUAUACACAUAUUAAGAUUUAAUUCUUAAAAAAAAAAAACAUCAAAAGAUGAAUCUAGUUUGUAGCGGUCCAAAAAGCGUACGCAUACAUAUAAUACACAAGAAAUUCUAAGAUUUAGAGUAAGUAUUUUAAGAUCAUGCGCGGGAACGUUGCUAAUUAUAUUAUCAUAAGCUUAGUCGUUUAUUAUCGCUUUUGCCUCGUACAACUCCUCUCUUCUCUGCGACACGUGUUAAUUGAGUUUCAUCUCAAAUUUUGCCCACACAUCUCGAUCGCUCGAAAAAUGCUUGUAGCCUGCUUCGUAGAAAUCGUAAUGACAUACAGCAUUGUAUUGGCGAAUGUUGCGUGUGUAUUUUUCACGUCCAAUGGAAAUCCGUUAAAUUCUCAUGUCUGGCAUUACGCAGGAAGGAACCUCUUUGUGUAGAGCGACCAAACAGCGCGAUUACACGCAUCUUUCGACACAAAAGUUUGGACGCAUGCGACUUUAUACGAAUAUCUUAUUGUUAAUCGCACAAGAGUACAUUACGGUAUUUCGGGAAGCUUGCAAUGUCCAUAUUCCGAUAGAAUUGUGCGGACAGACGAGCGAUCGUAGCCCAGUGCGAUUGUAUCUCAACAAUUUAGUGCCUGCGCUAUCGCGUUCCUAGAGAUAGAUCUAAAUUUAUCGACCGAAUUUAUAUAUUACGAAUACAAAAAAAAUAUAUAUAUUAUACACACAGUUACGUAUAAUUAUCGUACGAGAAAGAAUCUAUAAGAUAUAUUAAUAAAUGCGUAUACACACGAUUAUUCAUGUAAGCUUGGCACUACCUGCACUAUAUGUAGAUUACUUCUGUAAUGCCUAGUAACUGUCUCCACUCUGUGAUUCGUGUUAUUGCGUACAACACAUAACUGCAAUUAUUCUCGCGGGCAUUAUCGUGAUUAUUGUUAUUGUCACUGUUAUUAUUAUUAUUAUUAUUAUUAUUUUAAUUAAUAGUAGCAGUAGUAUCAUUGCUGUCGUUAUAAUCGCUCCUAUCCUCAUGAGGAGUGUCGAACGAAAUGACUCGCUUAGGGUAUUGUCGCCCCGCACCUGACAUCGUCCGCGUUUAAAUUCGUCUUUAUUCGUGAUAUGCAUCCUACGACUAUCCAUAGGUUCGCGCAUCCGCGCGCGAAUCAAAGGGAAAGCAUCGUUAUCGAUAGUAUUACUUUUAACGCGGCGAUGAUGCUUCACAUAAGAGAUGCGUGCGUGCGCGUGCAUGUGUACGUGAGAUGGCCAAAAUCUAAUAGAUAACGGCCAGGCAGAAUCUGAUCGUAUUCGUGAAUAAGUAUAUCUAGCGUGUAAGUUUGGUGAUCUUAACAGAUCGAACCAUUGACCGACGUCACCGUCGAAAAAUCGGGACGGUCCGGGAUCGAAAUUCGGGGAAGGUUUCUGUUCGGGAUCGCGCGAUUUUUCAGGGCGCUUGACGUUCCUCUUCUACCUAGGGUAUUACGUACAGUAAGUCUAACGAGCACACACACACACGAUCCAUCGCGCAAAAUGAUCUGCACAAAAUCCUAAUGAAUUUUUCUCGAGCUUCAGGAUAUCUCAUCUAUAGAGUUGACGCUUCGACGAUGCGGAUAUAUGAUAUUCUAUAGUAUAUAUUUUAAUCCGAUAUAUCACUUAUUAAGAGUGUAUUCGCGAGCAAGUUCGCGCGCAGAUGUUUUUCUCCGCUCUUAAAGAAACAAAGGAAAAGAUGAAAAAAAAUGAAAAAGCAAAACGGAUCAAGCAGAGUGCCUAUUCUUUAUCACUCAAAAACGCUCGCUCACUUUUGUAAGUCUCUAACUUUAAACGAAUUAAGGAAUUAAGUACUUUUUGCACACUCUACUCUACUCCUUUCUUGGCAGAAGCUCGAUGA
Monomorium pharaonis (pharaoh ant) is the source of this 5912-nucleotide messenger RNA. RefSeq lists its product as uncharacterized. The transcript has 6 exons. The record is from RefSeq and is a predicted model, not a curated record. NCBI's taxonomy places the organism in Eukaryota, Metazoa, Arthropoda, Insecta, Hymenoptera, Formicidae. The coding region runs from base 421 to 1377 and encodes 318 amino acids.